Molecule: messenger RNA, 1112 nt
Organism: Aphanomyces astaci
Lineage: Eukaryota; Oomycota; Saprolegniomycetes; Saprolegniales; Verrucalvaceae
Exons: 4
Coding region: 34-846 (270 amino acids)
Molecular function (GO): protein binding; RNA binding
Source: RefSeq, a predicted model, not a curated record
UUUGUGGUCGCAGGGAGAACUGAAACAACGAAGAUGGCGGACAGUGGCCACCACGACCAGUCCGUUCCCUGGACGGAGCACACGGCUCCCGAUGGACGCAAGUACUACUACAAUGCGCAGACCGGCGAAUCCACGUGGGACCGACCUGCCGAGCUGAACACUGGCGGCGUGCAACAUACUGCGGUUCCCACCGCUGCCGCUGCUGUGGUGAACCAACAAGUUCGCCAACAACAGCAAAGCCUCGGCCAAGUGGCCAACCCCCAAGCCCAACAAGGUGUUCCAGUCGCUGCUGGCAUUGGCGCUGCGGGCCAACAACCUCAACAACAGCAACCGUACGGCGGUCAGCCUCAACAGUUCAUUCAAGGCGGUGCUGCGUACGGGGCGCAAGGAUACCCACAGCCGUAUGGAGCUCCCAUGGGCUACCCUCCGUAUGCGCAAGGUGGAUACAUGUAUCCUUAUCCUCAGCCUUAUGGAUACGCGCCGCAAGUCGCGGGUCCAGGUCCUCCCAUUCAAACGACGGAAAGUGGACAAGGGCCCCCUGGAUGCAAUUUAUUCGUGUUUCAUAUUCCAAAUGAUAUGACCAACCAGGACCUGUUCAACUACUUUCAAACGUUCGGCAACGUCAUUUCCGCCCGCAUCAUGGUCGAGAAAGAGUCUGGCCGUUCGCGCGGGUUUGGGUUUGUCAGCUACGACAACGCGCCGUCUGCGGAUGCCGCCAUCAAAGGCAUGAACGGGUUCCAAGUCGGCCGAAAACGCCUGAAGGUGCAGCACAAGAAGGAAAAGGGAAGCGGUGGGGGGUUGUACGACGACGACCUGGACGAACAAGCGUCAGUGGCACCCCAGUAAACGAGUCUUGCAUGCCUCGGGCGAAGCAUAUCGCAUGGAGUGGAUGCGGCAGUGGCGUUGGUUUUGAUUUGCAUCUUGCAUUGCGGGCCGGAGGUUCCUGGUUCAUGCGUCCUUCAUAUUGCCUAGUCUAUAUGCAACGCCGUUGUAGCGUCGCCCAUAGUUGUAAUUUCAACCGUGGUUGUCGUGCAAGUGUUGUUGAUCUUCCAAACCACACCAAUCGACCAUUGGUGCAAUAUGCCUUGAGUGGAUUUGCGAUCGGUGCGUUG